AGAUUGUCUGUACUUAAACGGCAGCAGUUACCGUGGCAACAUUUCAGUGACAGCCUCAGGUAUUCCGUGUCAAUCAUGGACAGAACAAUGUCCACAUCGUCACACCAUGAACAAUACAUAUCCAGAACUGAAUAACGCUAAGAAUUAUUGUCGAAAUCCUCAGAACUCAGGACAACAACCUUGGUGUUUUACUACAGAUAGGAACGAAAGAUGGGAGUACUGUGAUAUUCCUAAAUGUAUACCAGGUAUAGAGUAUUAUUGUACUGUGAUAUCCCUAAAUGUACACCUCGUACAAGGAAUGUUGCCAGGGUGGGUUGGGAUAACCCAAAACAGAUUCUUCCACCGCAGUUGUGCUGCGUGGUCAAGGUGCUGCUAGAGGCGCCACGCCGUUAGAAAGCUUUUGAUUCGAUCAGGUUGAUCUGAGUCCUUCGUAAUUCUGUUUGGCUCUGGCGUGCAAGUAAGGAUGACUUAUUUUACAAAUAAAAUAUAAAAGCAAACUGCAGGUCAGGCGUUUUUAUUUGUUCAAACAACUUUUUCGCACAGUCCAUUCAUUUUACAACCUACAAUCAAUCUGGCAACUUUAUUUUAAGGUAUUUGUAAAACGUGAUCAGAGAAUUCUGAGUCAAUGCUGAUCCCCAUACAGUGCAACAAAAGUUUAGAUUUGACAAUAUUAGCGCUUCAGUAACUGACUUUAAAACAUUCUUUGGAAUAUAUUUACUAAAUCUGUACAAUAGUCCUAGAACUUUAGAACAGUCUUUUAGAGCGGUGUUUUAGGUUAUCAAAAUUUAGCUCCCGCCCGACUUGGGAAAAUCAACUACCUGGGUGGGACGAUAAAAACGGGCGUGUAUGACCCCAACAUAUCUUUUUCUUUGCUACAGUAGAUGGUAGUUAUGGUAACUGGUCAUUAAACAGUUCAUGUUCGGUAACUUGUGGUGAAGGUUUUGAAACAUGGUCACGAGAAUGUAACAAUCCUGAGCAAAAGUAUGGUGGAAGAAACUGCAGUCAUCUAGGAGAACCUGUUGAGUACAGACCAUGUACGAAGAAUCCUUGCAUUGGUAAACAUACUAUUUCUUUACCGUUAACCUUCGAAUAAAGACCAGAAAAUAUAACUCUGAAACUUUAUGUUAACAACUUGACUAAAGAUGGUGGAUAACUCUAACGGUUUUAAAUUAAGCUGUUCUAUGUAAAGGUCUAGAAAAGGCCGUUACUAACUUGAUCGUUUAGUCUGAUUGCAAACACUCUUCACACACAUAACCGAGACGAAAAAAAUAUUAGCAGAAACCUACGUAUUACUAGCCUGCAUGGCAGGCGAUCUAAAAUACCGCCUGCUGGUUUUGGCAGUGUAAUUUGAUAACCGCCCACUUUUUUGUCUGGGUCCAAUUAGCCAAUCAGCAAACACUAAAUAUAUUAAUAAUCAAACUGUCAAACACUCAAACUAUGUUAUUGUUGGUCGCAAAAUUGCAAAAAUAUGUCAAAAGAAACGCCAUUGAAAGUUUCAAUCAAGACCUCUGAAUAAUGACAAUUAAGAGUUAGAAAAGCAAGCGCGGAAAAUGUGAAUGAUCACUGUUGUUUGCGUAUUAAGUGUGCUUUGAAACUAAAACAAGGGGCAAUAGAGAAAAUAUCUUAUAUAUCGUCGGAGAAUUUUUUAUUUAAGGCACGCAAAAGAAACGAUUACGACAGUGGCAAAACCUUGGCCGAUCAAUAAGCCGAUCACGAAUUGUGUUCAGUUCAUUUAGGAAUCGAAGUUAGUCCUACCUCGGAACUAUCCGACCGAGUUUGUAACCGUGUGGGCGAAAGAUCCGAAACGCAAGCGAACUGAUUGCCAUAAUUGGUAAAUCAAACGAGACGUAAACGCGUUGCCUGUGUACGUAUCGAACAAAUAGACUGUUGUAUAAAAACGUCGGUUGCCAAUAUAAACUGUCUCGUUUCCCUAUAAACGAAGCCGUGUGUUCAAGAAAGCCUUAAAAAGUUCAGAACGUGAAGCGGCUAACAGGCCUAGACGUGGUAGUCCUGUUAAACCCGUUGCAAUAAAGACUCUACGGCGGUCUGUAUUUAUUCUCGUUAUAUUUUCUCGCGCCAACAAGAAAAAUGUAAAAAUUAAGCUUUUCGCAUAACCUGUAGGUAGAACGCCUAAAAAAUUCUUGUCAAAUCUCAAACGCGAGCAAGAGAUAGCAGUCAAAGAUUUACUCCUUAGUAAAACCUUUAACUGCUCUCUCUCUUGCUCGGGUUUGAGAGUUGACAAUCAAUUCGCGUUUCGACUUUCGAGAAGCGUUCAUACGUGACAUAUGACUAAAAGCGUAUUCACUUUUGAGUGACAGCGGCUCAGACUCGCAGCCAAUCAUCAAUUCCUGUCCACUGGACGUGGACGGGGAAUUCGAUUACACUGCCAAACCCAGCAGGCGGUCUUUCCCAGGCUUGCCCGAUUUUAGGGACCGCCUGCCAUGCAGGCUAACGUAUUACAGGAAUCGAAGCCCAUUCACAGAGACGUACUCCUGUUAAUUCAUGAAUUGGCACAGUGAUUAAUUAGUGCGUUAAAUUGUUGUUCUUAUGGUUUGUAAGUAGUGGAGAAAAUUGAAUCUGCUAUCAUAUAAUUCUUUUUAAUUCGUUUAAUUUCACAGUUAAAGGUGGCUACAGUAGCUGGAAUUUAAGCAGUCAAUGUAACGUUACAUGUGGACAAGGUGAAGAAAUAUGGCGACGUUCAUGUAACAAUCCUACUCCGAAGAAUGGAGGUCGAAAUUGCACUGUGUUGGGAAAGGAUGUUGAAUAUAGAAUUUGUAGAAGACAACCUUGUCCAGGUAUGUUUCUUUAUAUCUUCUUUUUUUUGGCCUUGAUCUCGUUUGGGGUCGGCCGCUUUGGUCUGUUGACAAAACGAAUAAUUCUAUCCUUGGGUUUAGUGCCCUCAUAUAGUUUUAAACACUAUCCCUUCAUCUCAUCCUUUUCAUCCCUUCUGUUUGUCGUCUUACUAUUAGAUGUCUCCACGCCACCUUCAUUGAAUCUUUCUCAGCACUUUGUCGUCCUGCUAUUGAAUGUCUUCAUGCUACCUUGACCAGGCCAUUCUCUGUAUUCUAUCCUGGUAACCUAUGCUCUUUAGUAGUAUCUUCAGAACAUUUUCGACAAUAUGUCUUUGUCUCUUACUUUGUCUUCCUACUGUUUGCCGCCCUACUAUUGAAUAUCUCCGUGCAAUCUUGACUGGAUCUUCCUCUACGCUCUGCCCUGGUAACCUCUGCCCUUAGGUAGUAUCGUCAGAUCAUUUUCCACAGUAUCUCUCCAUUUCUUCCUUUGUCUCCUUGCUGUUUUCGUCCUACAAUUGGAUGUCUCCAUGCUACAUUGACUAGAACUUUCCGUAGACUCUGUCCUGUGUAACAUCCUAGAUAGUACGUUCAAAUCUUUUUCCACGUUAUCUCUCCAUCUCGUCCUUUGUUCGUCAUCCUUUCGCAGGACGUCUUCGGACAACUUGACCAGAUCUUUCUCCUUCUCAAUCUGCAUUCUCGUUUCCUGAUAAUGACACAAAAGAAGAUAUUCUGUAGGAGGAGAUAUUUUAUUGGAGAUGAUAUUCUCCAAUAUUGCAAGAACGCCUAAUGUCGUCUGUUUCCGAAGGAAAUUCCAAGCAUACACAUCAACAUUCUGAAUUUCUGUUCUAUUCAGCUACAUUCUUCUCCCUAGCCUGCGAAUACAGAAUCUAUUUAUAUCUUUCCACCGUGGAAUAAGCCACAUAAAUAGAUUCUGUAUUCGCAGGCUAUCUUCUCUCUUCUGUAAAGCCAUUGUUUUUUAGCCAAACAUUUAUAUAAACCAGAAUAGCGAGCGAAAACAUGAUAAUAAGUAACGUUUAAAGCAUAAGCAGUCAUGUUCUGCCCUUUAUGUAUAAUACGGAGAUAGCAAACGACAACAACAACUGCAGAAAACAAAAUUACUUACAUUUUUGUCAAUGUAUGCGUUACUAAAAUUUAUUUCCCUCUUGAAAGUACUUAUCGUUCUUCAAACAACCCUCCAUGCAGUAGCAAUAGUCAGUGAAUUCACAUUAACCCCCCACACGACUUGGAACGUAUUUAUGAGCCGUGAAGAUGAUGUAAAUAACGUAGAAGUUUGAACAACUACGACUUACUAGAAUGCUCAAGGGAAUACAUUUUAUAGUUGCCUUUGACUUAGAGUAAAAAUUCUAUAAUUUCUAUUAUUGAUGAGCACGUCUUUAUUGACAUAAGACAUUGCCGUUGUAUUUGCCAAACUCAGUAAUAUACAAGUACAAACCAAAGGGGGGGGGGGGGUCAUUAACUUUUGAUAGUUUUAUUUCUUAUAGUAUAAUUCGCAUAAUAUAAACUCAUAACAUGUAUAUACUCUAUCUCUAAAAUCCCGUGUCCUACACCUAUUUUCGCGCCCUUUUCCCUCGUUCCCAGUUUUCCCUGUCCGAGCAAAUAUAACUAAAAUAUUAAUGUCAACAGUAAAUGUCCAACAUCUCCUCUUCUCUGAAAGUUUUUUUCUUUAUAAAUAUACCGUAUAUACCGCGUUCGCUUAUGUGUCUAUACCUAGUCUGUCAGGUUUUUUAACUAACCGUCCACUACGGGUUUUGCUUGUAGAACUUGUUUCGAUACUUGUUUCAUUGCGUUAUAAGUGUGCCGGUUGAGGGUUUUCUUGGGGCAGAUCAUUGUCAGUAGGUACAGAAACGUUCUCUUCCGCUUCGGACAUGUCUGACAUCUCUUCAUCUGCGUUGUCACUACCGAAUUCUGCAGGUAACCUUGAUCGUCGGAUGAAUUUUCUGUUUCUAGUAUAGGUAUACCCUUUGCAUUGGACUUCAUAUGAUCUUAUCCCGGCUUUGCGUACGACUAUCCCUCUCUUCAAUUUCUUUUCGCCGAUUCGUGUUGGCUGUAGUCUCACCACUUCUCCUUUCCGCAACGGGCUGAGUUCUUUUGCGCCACGAUCGUGGUAUUUCUUUUGGAGCUGUUGUCUUUGUUGAAUGCGUUUGUUUGCUUGCGAAUUAAUCUUCGGUUGGAGCAACUUCUCCGAGACGGGCAAGGGAGUCUUUCUACGGCGGUUAAACAGUCGUUGUGCGGGGCUUGUUUCAUGGGUUGUUUGGGGGGUGUUUCGGUGGGCAAGAAGGGCAAGGUAAAUGUCAUCGUUUGAUGAUUUGCAUGUUCGAAUUAUUCGUUUGGCUUGCUUGACGGCAGAUUCGGCUUUGCCGUUGGAUUGGUGGUGAUAGGGACCGGUCGUUAUAUGCUCAAAUUGGUACUUCAUAGAGAAGUCUCGAAAGUCAUCACUGAUGAAUUGUGGGCCGUUGUCUGUCACGAGAGUAUUUGGAAUACCGAACCUGGCGAAAUGGGGCUUUAGUUUCUUUAUGACUGCCAGUGAUGUCAAUUUUUCAAGGCGGUCAACUUCGAAGAAGUUCGAGUAGUAGUCCACUGUUACUAAAUACGAUUUCUUUUCAAAUUCAAAGAUAUCACAACCGAUUUUUGCCCAUGCUCUCUUUGGUGUUUCACGCGGGAUGAGAGAUUCUUUCGGCUGCUUGGAAUUGAAUGUGUCGCAGGUGAUGCAAUGUGAGAUGUGGUCUUUCAAUUCUUGGUUCAGGUGUGGCCAGUAGGUUUUUCUGGCUCGCCGACUUGUCGAUGCGAUCCCUUGGUGUGCUGCAUGCAAUUCAUUCAGUACUUGCUUUCGUAGUGAUUUUGGGAUAACGACGCCGUCUCCCCUGAACACGAGGCCCUCUUGUGUUGUUAGUUCGUCUCGUAGAUGGAAGUACGGGGUGAUUGUUGGAGAUAGAUCUUUGGAGCUUUCGGGCCAUCCUGACUGGAUGAAUGAUUUGACUUGCUGUAGGUCUUGAUCUUUUGUUGUGUGGCCUUGGAAUAUGGUUAUUGUUUCACAAUUUAGUAUUUCGUUGAUUUCUUCCAAACUGUCCACUUGGUCGAGAUCGCUGUCGACGCUGCGUGCUUCGUCGGUGGAGUUGUCUAAAUGGUGACGACUGAGUGUGUCAGCUAGCAGCAUCUCUGACCCUUUCUUAUAAACGAUGGUUAAGUUAAAUUGGUGUAAUCUCAUCAUCAUCUUUUGAAGACGUCUAGUUGCUGCUGACAGAGGUUUCUGAUGAAUGACUUCGAGCGGCUUGUGGUCUGAUUCUACUGUGACUGGUCGGCCAUAUGUAUACUGGUGAAAACGCUCGGUUCCAUAAACUAUAGCUAACAGUUCCUUUUCUAUCUGGGCGUAUUGUUUCUCCGCGUGCGUCAAUGCUCGGCUGGCAAAAGCGACAGGCUUUCCCUCUUGAAUGAGUGCGGCCCCCAGUCCGUGGUCGCUAGCGUCACACUGUAUUAUCAGAGGUAGUAUUAUCGUAUUACUUGAGGACUGGCGGUUCUGUGAUCAAUUUCUUUAUUUGGGUGAAAGCGGCGUCAUGCGAUUUGUCCCAAUCGAAAGGCUGAUUUUUUUGUGAGUUGUCGUAGUGGUUCAGACACUUGUGAGAGGUGGGGAAGGAACUUGGCAAGAUAAUUAACUGUUCCGAGGAUUCUUCUGACUCCAGCCACGUCUGUGGGUUGCUUCAUUUCUAGUUUGGCUUGUACUUUAGCAGGAUCCGCUUGGACACCGUCAGAGGUAAGAAUGUGGCCAAUGUAUGGCAUUGAGGUCUUCUUCAACUAAAUCUUGUUUGGGUUAAGCUUGAUAUGUUUAGCUCUGCAGCGAUCGAAUAGUUCCUUGAGCUUUCUGUCAUGGUCGGCUACAGCUUUCUGCAUCGUCUUUCCAUUUCCUAUUACUAAAAUGUCAUCAGCAACAGUCCGUACACCAUCCAAGUUAUCAAUUGCCUGGUCUAGUCGUUGCUGGAAAAUCUCUCCUGCAGGGGAGAUCCCGAAAGGCAUCCGUUGCCAUUUAAAUCGUCCAAAUGGAGUGUUGAACGUCGUUAAAAGAGACGAAUCUUCGUCUAAUUCUACUUGCCAAUAUCCGUUGCUACAGUCGACUUUGGUAAAGACUUUUGCAUUGGACAGUUCUGGAAGUACGUCGUCAAUUGUCGGUAUUGGAUGGUGGUAUCGUUUCAGCGCUUUAUUGAGUGGUCUGGGAUCGAGGCAUAAUCUAAUUUUUCCAUUGGUUUUUGGUGCAACAACAAUUGCGCUGACCCAGUCUGUUGGAUAGUCUACUCGUUCUAUGACCUCAAGCUUGACAAGUUCGUCCAAAUGUUCUUGCAACGGUUACUUCAGCGACUCUGGGAUUUUUCUUGGUGGGAGUUGGACAGGCGACAUUUCAGGAUCAACUUCAAGAUGCAGUGCUGGACCUAAGGUGCCAAGACCUUCAAAAACAUCUUGGUAUAUGUCUUUGACGUUUUGCAUUGUCAGUCCCAUUUGAUCAGGCCGACUCAGGUCUUCAUUAAUUUGAUCGACAUGAAUUGGGCUCCCAAUUUGAAUCAAAUUCAUUUGUUGCACGGUGCGGCAGCCAAGAAGGUUACUUUUUGCAUUCUGGUCAUCAAUAACAGUGAAUGGUACUUUGAAAUUUUGCUUUGUAAUUGGGUCUUGUACUUGUAUUUUGCACUUUCCAAGUGGUGUGAGUGAUGAGUUGUUGCACAUCUUGAGAACAUGUGCCGUAGGUUUGAUGCGCCGUUCACAUUUAGUGCCUUUUAAUUCACUCUUUUUUAGGACAUUGCAGGUUGCCCCUGUAUCGAUUUGAAAUUUGGUUGUCUUCCCCCCUUUUAUUUUCAUGGUAGCAAAAAUCCGUGAUUUGUAAAUAUUCGGUUGGUGUAUUGUAUUGAUGGUAUCAUUCUCGGUGGGGUCUAGUUCGACAGUCAUAAGCGAGUCGCCUGAAUUACUUGAGUCGUUUUCAGUUACUGCGUGAAGUGGCUUUUGGCGGGAAUAUCUUUCUUUCUGCAUACAAACUUUGGCGAAGUGAUUUUCGCGACCACAAUUCCGGCAGCGGGACAUAAUUCCUUUUUUCGUUGGUGCACUGUUCCACAAUAUUUGCAUUGAAUUUUGUUGUCACGCCCCCCGUCACGCCUAUCAAGUCCGAUACGCCAGUCAUUGCGUCUUCCGGUUCCUGUGCUUCCCGUUCCUGUGCUUCCGGUUUCGGUUUUGUUGUUUACAAUGGCUUUGAUUUCGCCCUCAUUUGCUUUGCUGUUCGCCUGGAUUUUCUUGACUUGUUUCUUCGUGGUCUCGCUACUGCGACAGAUGUCGAUGGCUUUUGUCAAGGUGAGUUUUCGAUCUUGCAAUAGCUUUUUUUUAGUUGCAUUAUCGUUGAUUCCUAUGACCAGGUGAUCGCGUAUCAAAGAAUCUCGUAAAAAAUUACAGAAAUUACAAGAUUGUGCCAAAGUUCGCAGUGCUGUUACGUAUUGGUCGACUGUUUCGUUUUCAUUCUUUUGUCUGCUGUUGAAAACGAAUCUCUCAAUUGUUUCACCUAAGCAUAACUCUUUAAAUUUGGUUACAACAAUGUCAAAUUUCGUGCGGUCUUCUUCCGAGGCAAAAUCUAAGCCCUCAAAAAUUUCCAUUGCGUCCUCGCCGAUGCACGAAAGGAACGUUGCUGUUUUGAAUUCAUCUUCAAAUCGGUUAAGUCUUGCCACUAUAGCACAGUUAUCCCCAAAUCGCUUGAAUUUCUUCCAGUUUGAGGCAAGGUUUCCUUCAGUUUUUAAUGGCUUAGGCAUGGCCAAGCCCGCUGGCAAUAAUGGUUGACAUGCCGAGGCUGUGUUCGGCGUGUUUUCUGCUUCGCUACCGUUCGCUUCUUCUGUCGCUUUCAAUAAUGUGAGCUGGCUUCUUUUAAACUCCUGACACCAUGUUAUUUGCUUCUCACUUUCAUUAACUUUUGAUAGUUUUAUUUCUUAUAGUAUAAUACGCAUAAGAUAAACUCAUGUAUAUACUCUAUCUCUAAAAUCCCGUGUCCUACACCUAUUUUCGCGCCCUUUUCCCUCGUUCCCAGUUUUCCCUGUCCGAGCAAAUAUAACUAAAAUAUUAAUGUCAACAGUAAAUGUCCAACAACCUUUAUCCCCCCAUUAACUUGCAUAUGUACAUGAGAGGUUAACCAUUGAACCGUUUUAGUUGAUGGUAACUAUAGCGACUGGACUACAUCGUCAGUAUGCAGUGUGACGUGUGGAGUGGGCUACCAGAUGUGGUUCCGGACAUGUGAUAAUCCACCUCCCAAAUAUGGUGGAGAAGUUGUUCCAAAUAUGGUAAAGACAGAGACAGUAGGCCUUGCCACACGGAAGCUUGUCCAGGUUAGUCGUUGAGUUGUUUCAGUUGUUUAUGGUCAUCCAUAAUCACCAAAAUUUUUACCAGAUCUAAAAAAGUGGAAUCUCUGCCUCUAGCCUCUGGUUUGUACUCUUUUGUCGGAAGCCCAAAGAGAAGCCAAUCAAACUCUACUUGCAUAAGUUUUCAAACACAAAGCUUAACUCACAACAUCUCUACUCUAGCAACGUCAGCUUCUGCUAAAGUGAUGAAAAUCAUAUGUGGUGUUUGUGUUUCGAUCAUCAUAAUGGUUAUUGGUUUAAUUCUUGUUCGUAGGUUGUUUAGGGUCAUCCAUAAUCACCUAAAUUUAGUGCUGUACAAACUCCGGGUUUUUCACCUCCAGCUCCGGCCAAAAAACUGCAGCUCCGAGAAAAAAAACUCCGGCUCCGGCAGAAAAUUUUUAGCUCCGGCAAAUUCAUGAAAAUUCGAAAUUUAAGGGAAAUGUCACAUUUCAAAGUGGAAGCACUAUCUUUGUUUUUGAUUUUCACACUUCGCAUGAACAUCUCGUGCUGUAUUUUUUUGUAUGUUUUGAUGUUAUGUACUCAGGUGAAUAUAAUUGUUUUUAUGUUACUCUGAGUGUUUAUCCACACCGGGUAGGCUGUAAAGUAAGCCUGAGCACGGUGGGAAUCGAACCCGCGACCUUUGGGAUACUAGUCCAAUGCUCUGCCAACUGAGCUACGAGGCCAAGUCGGUUCGAGUGUGAUAUUUCGGAACUAAAUCUAGUACCUUCGAUACCAAUGUGUUGUAUGAUGAUGAUGAUAUUUUUAGACUUAGUUCCGAAAUACCACACACUCGAACCGACUUGGCCUCGUAGCUCAGUUGGCAGAGCAUUGGACUAGUAUCCCAAAGAUCGCGGGUUCGAUUACCACCGUGGUCAGGCAAACUUUUCAGCCUGCCCGGUGUGGAUAUACACUCAGAGUAACAUAAAAAACAUUUCGUACUAUGUUUGUGGCAGGCCUAAGCAGUAUCAGUGUGAGUGUUUACUUUUUCGCCGAAGUCCGAGAGUAGUUUGCAGCAGAAAAUAAGUGCUGCCGGAGUUUUGCCCGAGUUGAAGAAGCUCCGUCAAAAUAGGCCAAAACUCCAGCUCCGGCGCACAGCACUACCAAAAUUGUCACCAGACCUGAAAAAAGUGGGAUCCUGGAUCCUUAUAGGAACACUGGCCUUAGCAAGGAGAAUCAAGAACAUUUUCAAUUUUCCACGCAUAUGUUAUGGGAGAAUCUUAAGGAAUCAUUUUAUCAUAUUUUCUGCUCUUUCAUUUGAGAUUGUGAACAGUUGUUUAAUGUUAAAAUUUUGUGUAAUGUAUAAAGUCUAAUUUUCCAUUGUUUUUACGCACUUUUGAGGAAAAUUUGAGAAAGGCAAAUUCAGGAUCCAAGGAACAUUUUAAUGUUUAAUGAACAGUUUAAUAUUUAAAAAUACACUUUCCAGGUCUGAUUUUUACAGGCGUACAAAGUGUUUCUCGACCUCCCUCCCGAAGCGUUCUCUUGAAUGUUGAACCUCAGAAAUAAAGAUGAUGACGUUUAACAUAGUAUAUAGUGUAUGUUGGUCAUUAACCAGCCCCUCCACUCACCAUCACCACCACCACCAUCACCACCACCACCGUCAUCACCACUACCACCAUCACCACUAGGUCCACUACCGUCAUCACCACUACCAUCGCUACCAUCACCACCACCACAAAGCCUCUGAUUUGUACUCUUUUGUCAGAGCACAGAAGAAGCCAAUCAAGCUCUACUUGUAUGAGUUUUCAAGCACAAAACACUCACAACAUCUCUAUUAUAGCAACGUCAGCUUCUGCUAAAGUGAUGAAAAUCAUAUGUGGUGUUUGUGCUUCGAUCAUCAUAAUAGUUAUUGGUUUAAUUCUUGUUCGUAAACGUAAACUCUGGAUUGAGCGAUAUCACAAGAUAGGCAGUAAGUUUGUAUUGUAACAUUACUCAAUACAGCCUUCAGGAAAUAAAGAUAAUUUGCACACCCCCACUUACUGACUUACCUACGUAUAUAAUCUCAUCCAAUAGUUGUUAAUCAAAUAUUUACAGGCAUUCGUCCAUAUGCAGUCUUUCGGCAACGAUGGCCAGAAAAUGUUCCAUCAACUAUUGAUGAUACAACGGGAGAAAACAUAUAUGAAGAAAUAUUUUAAAAGCGUAGAUGAAUUAAAUAGAACGACAGCGGAAGAUCGUAUGUAUGAAAGCAUCACUUGAAAGUGAAUUUUGUAAUUCUCCUUUUAGUGAAUUCCGACACCAUAACGACAUUGCAAAUUUGCAAUGCAUCGUCUCUUCAACGGUAUUGAACGGCCAUCAUUUUACAAUAUAUAUAUAUAUAUAGCUAGUAUGAAGAAAAUAUAAAAUAAAAGAAAUUCCGAGAAAAUUGCAUCUUGCAAAUCCAU
This is a messenger RNA of Paramuricea clavata, 11541 nucleotides long. NCBI's taxonomy places the organism in Eukaryota, Metazoa, Cnidaria, Anthozoa, Malacalcyonacea, Plexauridae. The record is from the annotation of a GenBank genome assembly.